This is a messenger RNA of Musa acuminata subsp. malaccensis (wild Malaysian banana), 2913 nucleotides long. Its product is annotated as pumilio homolog 23. Gene Ontology annotation, biological process: ribosomal small subunit export from nucleus; endonucleolytic cleavage to generate mature 5'-end of SSU-rRNA from (SSU-rRNA, 5.8S rRNA, LSU-rRNA); endonucleolytic cleavage in 5'-ETS of tricistronic rRNA transcript (SSU-rRNA, 5.8S rRNA, LSU-rRNA). Lineage: Eukaryota; Viridiplantae; Streptophyta; Magnoliopsida; Zingiberales; Musaceae. Gene Ontology annotation, molecular function: RNA binding. Gene Ontology annotation, cellular component: preribosome, small subunit precursor; nucleolus; 90S preribosome. The record is from RefSeq and is a predicted model, not a curated record.
GAGAGGCGUACGGGUUUUAGGGUUCGACUUCGCCUCCGAAAGGGAGUGGAAUCGGAUAGAAAUCUUCCCCCUCCGGCAUAUUCCCAGGUCGGAAGCUUUCGUCAGACAUCCCUCUCGAAACCUGUUCUCGUGCUCUACGCGCUGGUAUCUUCGGUGGCGGAAGUUUCUUUCGUUUUCGAAUAAGGAUUAAGAUUUCGAGUUGAAUAGCUUGUUCAUCAUGGGUGAAGAAGACAACUUAUCCGAACGAAGAAAAAAGAAAGCGCUUAAAAACAAAAACCAUAGAAAAGCUCAUCUCAACCUUUCCCAGAAGAGUUCAGCAAGCCAAAGCCCUCUGAAAAGGAAAAAGGAUAAAAAACAGAGAAGAGGUCAUGGCACAGCAUCUAAAGAUGGCACAGCUCAAGGUUCAUCAAAUAUUCUUAAGAAAAAUGUUAAAGCUGGUGAGUCUUCGAAUCAUCAUCAAACAUCAAGACAGCAAACAUCCUCUCUCAGGAAAAUGGUUGAUCCAGAAACCGUAAAGUACUUUGCAGAAGUUGCAAAUUUAUUUCAAAAAAAUGAGAUCGACCUAGAGGAGCUGCCUACAAUUUGUAGUAAUGCUUUGGAAGAAACUAGAGGAAAAGAAGUUGAGCUCGCAACAGACAUGACUAUAAGUCACACUUUACAGAAUCUUUUAGAAGGCUGUGAUUUGGACAGACUAUGUGGGUUUCUUCGAAACAGCGCAAAAGGAUUUCCUUUGAUUGCGACAGAUAGAUUUGGAUCCCAUGUGGCUGAGACAGCACUCAGGUCUCUCACGAAGCAUCUAGAUGAAGAAGGUUCUUAUUCUUAUAUUACUGAGACACUCUCUAAGCUGUGUCAGGUGGUGAUUACUGAUGCCGUGAGUGUGAUGUGCAGUCGUUAUGGCUCUCAUGUCUUUCGAAGUCUUCUCUGUCUUUGCAAAGGAGUUCCAUUAGACUCCUUGGAAGAGUUUCAUGUUAGCAAGCCACAAGCCAUUCUUGCUGAGCGGUUGAAUAGUAGACCUGCUCAGUCAGGUGGAAGCAAUUCUAAGAACUUUCAAUAUGGUUUUCCAGAUAUAUUCAAGUUUCUUGUUAGCGAAAUGUUAAACCAUGCAAAGGAUGAUAUUAGAUCUCUGAGAGUCAACAAGUACAGCAGUUUUGUUUUGCAGGCUGCAUUGAAGUUGUCAGUCGGGGAUGAUCAAGCUUUGUCAAAUGCAAUCUCAAUCCUUCUUGGUAGUGACACAAAGAUUAGUGAAGAAGGAAAUUUUUUUAGUACUUCAGUUAAGCAAGAAAUUAUGGAGCUACUUGAGGAUACUGCAUCCAGCCAUCUCUUGGAGGUCAUUGUUGAAGUUGCACCAGACACUCUGUACAAUGAGUUACUUACUGAAGUGUUCAAAGAUUCGCUAUUUGACAUCUCAUCCCAUCACUGUGGAAACUUUGUUGUGCAAGCACUAGUAUCUUCAGCAAAAACUAAGGCUCAGAUGGACUUGAUUUGGAAGGAGCUUGGUGCAAAAUCUAAGGAGUUACUCGAACAUGGGAAGCCAGGAGUAGUGGCUUCAAUCUUAGCUGCAUGUGAUCGACUUCAGACCCAUCAGCAUGAGUGUUGUCAAGCCCUUUGUGCUGCAGUAACUUCAGAUUCAGAGUCUCCAAGCUGCACUGUUCCACAUAUACUAUAUCUUGAGAGCUACUUCAGGGAUAGGUCCAGUUGGAAAUGGCCUCUUGAUGUUAAGAUGCACGUAUUGGGUUGCUUGAUGUUACAAAUCAUUUUUAGAUAUCCUAAACAAUUGAUUCAGCCUUACGUCACAAGUCUUACAUCGAUGGAUGCUGCUCAGAUCUUUCAAACUGCCAAAGAUGCAGGAGGAAGUCGUGUUCUUGAGGCUUUUCUCUGUUCGGAUGUUUCUGCAAAAGUGAAGCUUAAAGUUAUCACCAAACUGCAAGAUCAUUAUGGGGAACUUGCAUUGAGGACUUCCAGCUCGUUCACCGUUGAGAAGUGCUUUACUUCUAGUAACACAUCCUUAAAAGAGACUAUAGCAGCAGAGUUGCUGGCUGUGCGUGCUGAACUCUCGAAGACAAAGCAUGGUCCAUAUUUGCUGACGAAGCUAGAUAUUGAUGGAUUUGCAAGCCGACCCGAGCAAUGGAAACAAAGCCAAGCAUCAAAAGAAAGUGCCUACAGAGAGUUCCAUGCUGUAUUUGGUUCCAAGAGUAAACCUCAUAAGCAAAAUGUUGAAGCACCUGAAUCAUCUCUGGCAUCCUCCAAGAAAAAACAUAGAAGACAUGAGAAGUUGAGUGAUGAUGCUGAUGCUGCAAUGGCAAAUUCAACACUGGAAUUCCCUGGCCUUGAGAUCUCAAUGGCCAAACUGGGGUUCCCUGUUAAGGCAAAAAAAGGACACAAGAGACGAGGUACCAUGGAUGCAUCUGGUGUAGAAGAACCUGAUAGCAAGAAAUUUGUUAGAAGCAACACAAACACCUCAUUUGUAAAGAGAUCCGGGAAGAGAAAAUCUUCUGCAUCUGAUCUUGCUGAUCUAGCCAGCAAGUCAAGGCUGAGCGCAGGAGAAGUUCAGCAGCUUUUUAAACCAACAAUUAAGAAUGAAAAUAAACAGUCUGGGAAUGAGAAGGUACCUUUUCUGAAGAGGCAAAAGAGGUGGUGAGAUUGUCGCCAUAUCGUACUAAUGCCGUUUAAUGGAAUUUCUUUCGCGGUUAAGAAAGCUAUAGGAUAUGAGCAACAUGGCAAAGCUCAGUGGCAGAGGAGCUCAACAGGGAGGAGCACAAAAGAUGUUUUCCCUUGACAAUUGUUGUAGAAGUUUUUCUUUUUUUUUUUGCAUAUGACACAGUUUUGUCAAUUGAUGAGUUAUCGAGUCUUUUUUGUUGAAAAUAAUUUGUGGUUCAUCAUCUUGCAAAAUUAGGAAGCCAUGUUUAUCUGAUU